Penicillium odoratum is the source of this 858-nucleotide messenger RNA. Its product is annotated as putative transcription initiation factor TFIID subunit 13. Gene Ontology annotation, biological process: RNA polymerase II preinitiation complex assembly; transcription by RNA polymerase II. Lineage: Eukaryota; Fungi; Ascomycota; Eurotiomycetes; Eurotiales; Aspergillaceae. Gene Ontology annotation, cellular component: transcription factor TFIID complex. Gene Ontology annotation, molecular function: protein heterodimerization activity. The transcript is spliced from 2 exons. The record is from RefSeq and is a predicted model, not a curated record. Bases 1 to 858 code for a protein of 285 amino acids.
AUGUCCGCUGAGCGCACGGACCAUCGGGGACAUUUGAAGCUCCGACUGAAGAUGCCGCCACCUCCCAUCCCCAGCCAAGUUGACACUACGCCCAUCUCAAGUUCAACUCCCACAGUCCGACGCCCGCUGCUCCUGAAGUUCCCCACAUCGCUCAAGUCUGUACCGGGGCAUCCACCUGGGGCAUUCGAGCAAUCCGGACGAUAUAACUCCCAGGACAACAAUUAUAUUGACGGCUACGAAGCCGCCUGCAAGACGAGCAAUCCUUCUUCCAGACUUACUGUUACCACAUCAGCCUCCAAAAGACGACUCACUCAUCUAUCCGGGAUGGCGGAGCCCCGAGCCCGUGCCGCUCGGCACAAGGGCCAGAUGAACUUCUCAUCUGAGUUACGGCUACUCCUCCUCGCUUACGGCGACCCAAGCCCCCACCCCUCAUUCUCAUCCGAACCCCUUCCCGAAACCGUGCGCGUCCUCGAUGAGAUUGUCACGGACUUCAUUCUCGAACUCUGCCACGGUGCCGCGCAGGUCGCGCACCAUGCCCGCCGACAAAAGAUCAAGGUUGAUGAUUUCCGAUUCGCGCUACGCCGGGACCCGAACAAGCUGGGCCGUGUGCAAGAGCUAUUGCGCAUGGAGCGUGAACUCAAAGAGGCGCGGAAGGCAUUUGAUCAGAAUGAUGACCAGGUUGCCAAGGACGCGGGGAAAAAGGGAACUGCUCCUGGCAAUAAUGCAGAUGCUGAAACUGAAGCAUUGCCUGCUCCGACAGGCAAGAAGGCGAAAGGUAAAGGGAAGAGAGCUGCAACUCGACGAGGGUCAGAUGCUACUGAGGAGUCAGUCUCUAAGAAGAGGAAAACUCUCGGAUGA